CAACACAUUACGCUAUGAGAGCAGAGCAGGCCCGCCAUUUCCCUGACUGCAUGUAGCACUUUAAAGCCAGCAGCAGGAGUGGCGACUACCGACACGGACCGAAACGCACCGGGAUCUAGAGAUCGGAAUGAGCGAUAGACAGAGACGGCGGGGCGAAUGAGUCAGCGAGUGGACCCUGUGCUGCCAAAUGUACCGCCAUAGCUUUAUGAAAUAUAAUUUAUUUGCAAGCGGAGUUUGAAUUGUAGGAAACGGAGCGGCCGAGCUUAUAUAUUUAUUCAUAUUUAUGUGGAUCGCUUCUCUUUCUUACGCCCUCCUCUGGUUCUCGUCUGGUCGUUCGUCUUGUUUUUUUUUUUUUACCAUUAUAUUUCCCAAGGUGGGAAAGGGGUCGGGGGUUUGGAGGCUUGGAUAGUUCUCCUGGAUCGUUUUGAAAGCAGCAGAAGAAGGAGAGCCGGUGUGUCGCUGUGUCUGUAAUUCUUUGUUGCAUCCAUAAAGGAAGAUGUCGGGGCAGAGCAUUACGGACCGGAUCACCGCAGCCCAGCACAGUGUAACGGGCUCGGCUGUGUCCAAAACAGUAUGCAAGGCCACGACCCACGAAAUCAUGGGUCCCAAAAAGAAACAUUUGGACUAUCUGAUCCACUGCACCAACGAGAUGAAUGUGAACAUUCCUCAGCUGGCGGACUCACUGUUUGAGCGGACCACCAACACCAGCUGGGUGGUGGUCUUCAAGUCCCUCAUCACCACACAACACCUCAUGGUCUAUGGCAAUGAGCGUUUUGUCCAGUACUUGGCUUCAAGGAAUACAUUGUUCAACCUCAGUAAUUUUUUGGAUAAAAGUGGGCUACAAGGGUAUGACAUGUCCACAUUUAUCCGGAGGUAUAGUCGCUACCUCAACGAGAAGGCAGUCUCCUAUCGACAGGUGGCCUUUGACUUCACCAAAGUAAAGCGAGGGGUGGAUGGAGUGAUGAGGAUGAUGAACACAGAAAAGCUGCUCAAGACCAUCCCUAUCAUCCAGAACCAGAUGGAUGCCCUACUGGACUUCAACGUGAGUAGUGUCAAUGCCAAUGAGCUCACUAAUGGAGUCAUCAAUGCUGCGUUCAUGCUCCUGUUCAAAGACUCCAUCAGGCUCUUCGCUGCGUACAACGAAGGGAUUAUCAACCUGCUUGAAAAAUACUUUGACAUGAAGAAGACCCAGUGUAAAGAAGGCUUGGACAUCUACAAGAAGUUUCUCACCAGAAUGACCCGGAUAUCAGAGUUCCUCAAAGUAGCGGAGCAGGUGGGAAUUGAUCGAGGGGACAUUCCGGAUCUUUCUCAGUUCACAGUUUGUGCUCCCAGCAGUCUCCUGGAAGCCCUGGAGCAGCACUUGGCCUCCUUAGAGGGCAAGAAGGUCAAAGACUCCACCGCUGCCAGCAGGGCGAGCACCCUGUCCAACGCGGUGUCGUCUCUAGCGAGCACGGGGAUGUCGUUCACUAAGGUAGACGAGCGGGAGAAGCAAGCGGCUCUGGAGGAAGAGCAGGCUCGGCUCAAAGCGCUUAAGAUCACAAGGGAGGGGAAAGUAAUCCAAAGUGUGUCACUCGGCGAACAGAGGCUGAAGGAGCUGUCUAAGAGGCCCUCUUUCGCCACGACCGACACGUCGCCCGUCUCCACCACAGGGGGCACCAUCAGCACAGCCCCGGCCAUCGACCUCUUCUCCACCCCCAGCUGCUCCAACGGUGCUCUGAAGAUGGAGAGCGACCUGUUCGACCUGCAGUCCACCUUCCAGCCCUCCAUGCAGUCUGGCUCUGCGGGCCUCCCAGUAGCGACUGCCUGGGCAGAUCCUUUCACCUCUGCCGAAGCUGGGGACGACUCCAUGCCAAACCUUAACCCUUUCCUCUCAAAAAUCGUGGUCGAUGCCGCGCACAUACCUGUCGUGUCUUCGGACGGUGUUAGCUUUCCCUCUAGGACGUCCGCCCAUGAAAUGUUUGGCGAUCGUUACAAUCCCUUUAUUGACACAAACUCGUCCGUUUCAACCAAUUACAAACGUACAGUGCGGAUAGAACACUCCAUGUCAGACUCCUUCUGUGGUCCAGCGCCAGGUCCCCAGCACCACCACCAGCCUCCCUACCCCACCGAGUCCUCUGCCGUAGCAGGUCUAUUCAGAGGGUACUCCACGCCACAGCCUGCCUCCCAGCAGCCCACCCCGUCCGGGGGACUGCAGGUCGACUUUGAGUCGGUGUUUGGAGCCAAAGCGGCCGGCGGCAACGUCCUGGUUUCUGACGAUAUCUCCGGGAGCAUCCUGAAGCCAACUCUAGCGGGGUCCAGCCAGGGUCUGUGUUCCAUGACGAACCAAGACCGGCUGGUGUCAGACGACCUUGACUCCUCCCUGGCUAACCUCGUGGGCAACCUCGGCAUCGGAAAUGGAACCUCGAAAAAUGACAUCCACUGGAGUCAGCCGGGGGAGAAGAGGCUGACAGGAGGCACCAACUGGCAGCCCAAGGCUGCGCCCUCCACGACCUGGAACCCCGUCUCCAUGCCCACGUCUGUCAUGGCCUACCCCGCCACGACGCCAACGAGCAUGAUGGGAUACGGCAUGCCCCCACCCAUGGGCUCCAUGGGGAUGAUGACCCAAUCCACCAUGAUGUAACAGCCAGCCCAUCAUGCGGCCCCUAACCCAUUCGGCUCUGUGUCCAGCGCGCAGAUGCAGUUUAUGUAAUGGUGGCUGGGAGAGUCUCUGUGAGGACCAAGCACUUAGUGCCGGGCUCUGUCUACGACGCUGUCCAACUCUUCAGAGAAACCUCCUCCAACCCGACCCACACACACACACACACACACACACACACACACACACACACACACACACACACACACACACACACAUACACACACACACACACACACACACACACACACACACACACACACACACACACACACACACACACACGCACACACACACUUUCGAAUACAAGACAUGUCACGAACAGAGUGGUCGGCAAUGACUGUCCGAAACCAUGGCAACCGUCUCCGAACGACAUAUUGGACAAAACCCCUGCUGGCCCGUUCGAUUAUUACGCAAAUUUGUCCCCAAGACUUCAAGUGAUGCUGCUGUCCAACCGCCCCUCCACCUGCUCCCCUCUCCCCCUCUACCCCUCCCCUCCCCUCCCCUCCCCAAUGUUGAGGGACGAUCCUCACCCAUUUUACAGUGUAACCUGUAACGAUAGUUAUGGGUGCUGAGAAACUGUUUAUCAUGUUUAUGUACACGGUGUUGGUUGGACAAAAAAAAAAAAGCUUGUUGUUCUCCUUAAGCGGGAAAGGGAGGGGGAGGGGGGGGGGGGGAAGGGGUGACGAUGAGGAGGAGGGAUGUGGCGGGAAAAUCAAGCGGAGUCCCCUUUUAACCUUUCUUCAUCAGAACUCCAUCAUCGUCAUCAUCAUCGAUUUCCUCCUCCGGUAAUUUAACUGUCACGAGUAGUGAUGCUAAUGACGUUUACACCUGUUUAGUUUUUGUCUUUUUUACCGUGUUUACAGUAGACAUUCCUUGUGUGUUGUUUGUAUUUAUUUAUGAUUAUUGAUUUAAGACUUUGGGGGGGGGGGGGCGGGGCUGGGGCUGUAAAAUGUACACUACAUUGAACACCUGUGGGUUGCUUCACCUUUAAAUAUGGAUCUCAGACUGUAUUAUUGAGAGGUAGAGUAAAAAAAAAUAGCUAUUAUAUUAAAUUACACCUAUUAAGCGGAAUGAUAGAGCACUAAAUAUUCUCCAGUUUUUGUGUUAAGGACAAUUUUUACUAGAUGAAAAUAUUUCACCAUCUCCGUUGUACUUCGAGUGCAGGGUGUAGAGUUUGAGUCAGUUACCUACAGUAUAUAGACAAUUCUGUGCCUAGGGUUUUUUGCAAUGGAAACAUUUUCUGUCUAGUGGGGAGCGGGGAGGGGGGGGGGGGGGGGGGGAGAUACGUCAUCCACGAUAUCAGAAGCAUCACAAUGGGGAAAUGGGUGGGCUCCGUUUUGCUUUAAGCUUGGCAUGCCAUUGACUCACUGACCGUACUCAUGGCUGCCUUUUACUCUGAAUGUGAAAGAGUUGUCUUCAUGUUGCACACAUCUUUCUGCGUCGGCCACGCCCCUCUUCUCGCCGACCCCCGCUGGAGGAGUCGGCGGAAGGGGAAAGGCCGAAUAUGGUUGUGGGACGUCGGGGAUGGAGGAAGGGGUCACAGUUUGGAUGUAAAUGUAAUUGUAUAGAGAUCCAGUGGAACAGGGCGAGGCGGAGCACUGUUGAUCGGUGCUCUUUGUAUAUAUUAAAAAAAUAAUGACUGUUCACUCAGCGGGGAUGGAAAGAUGUAUGAAAUAUGAAAGCAAUUCAAUCAAAUUUGACUCUACCUAAGUUGGAUUCAGGAUUCUCUGCGUUGGUCUUAACGCAGCUAUUUUUCUUUAUGUAAUUAGAAUGUGUAGCAAAACGAUGACUGAGGUCUUUUCUUUCUUUUUCAAAUAAAGAGCAGCUUCCACA
Messenger RNA from Gadus macrocephalus (Pacific cod), 4471 nucleotides. RefSeq names its product phosphatidylinositol binding clathrin assembly protein b (gene picalmb). Gene Ontology annotation, cellular component: clathrin-coated pit; synaptic vesicle; extrinsic component of presynaptic endocytic zone membrane. Gene Ontology annotation, biological process: clathrin coat assembly; clathrin-dependent endocytosis; synaptic vesicle budding from presynaptic endocytic zone membrane. The transcript has 24 exons. NCBI's taxonomy places the organism in Eukaryota, Metazoa, Chordata, Actinopteri, Gadiformes, Gadidae. The record is from RefSeq and is a predicted model, not a curated record. Bases 497 to 2620 code for a protein of 707 amino acids. Gene Ontology annotation, molecular function: 1-phosphatidylinositol binding; SNARE binding; phosphatidylinositol-4,5-bisphosphate binding.